AUGCCUCGCCACACCUCUGCCCUAGUACUAGCGGGGGCUCUGCUCCAGGGCGGGCUUGUCGGCGCCCAAGCGCUGCCGAGUGGUAAUGUCACCGCAGUGACGUGCCCUUCCACUGCAGAGUUCACCGCCAUCACCGCACACGCUCACUUUGCGGGCAUGGACCCUGGCUGGAACCUGGGCAACACCCUCGAUGCCGUUGAGACGGAAGGCUCGUGGAACAACCCGCCAGUGGUGGCCUCAACGUUCGACGAUAUCAAGAACGCAGGCUUCAAGGGCGUUCGUCUGCCAGUAACCUAUACGUACCACUACACGACGCAGGCACCGGACUGGACAUUGGACCCCGUCUGGUUGGAGCGCGUAUCCGCUGUUCUCGAUCAGAUCACAUCCAGGGGCCUGCAUGUCAUCACCAACGUACACCACGACAGCUGGACGUGGGCGGACUACACGCAGGCCAAUGCAAACGUCACUGCCAUUGAGGAGAGGCUGUACAAGACCUGGGUGCAGAUUGGCCAGAAGCUGGCGUGCAAGGGCGAGAAAGUGGCCUUUGAGACCAUCAACGAGAUCCCCGGCACCACCGAAGCCCACGGCAAGCAGGUCAACAGGCUGAACAACAUCAUGCUCCAGGCCAUCAACCAAGCCGGCGGCUUCAACUCUAAGCGUGUCGUCAACCUCGUCGGCAGCCGCGAGGACGGCGAGCAAACAGCAUUGUGGUUCGAGCCGCCAGAUGCAAAGUACACGAACCCCUGGGGCAUCCAGUACCACUACUACUCGCCCUACGACUUCAUCUUCGCGGCAUGGGGCAAGACCAUUUGGGGAUCUGACGCCGAUAAGGCGACGCUUGAAGCAGAUAUCGCGCGUGUCAGGAACGCCUUCAGCGGCAUCCCCAUCGUCAUUGGCGAAUGGGCUGCAUCGCCCGUUGCCACCGAGACUGCAGCGCGCUGGCGCUACUUUGACUUCUUCGUCCGCACGGCAGCAAAGUACAACUCUUCGACCGUGCUGUGGGACAACGGCGCAGACUUCCUCAACCGCGCGACGCACCAGUGGCGCGACCCUGUGAGCUUGGACGUGUACCUCAACGCACAAAAGGGCAUCGCGAAUGCGCUGCCGGACAGCACCACCGACGCAGCCGCGACGAGCCAGAAGAGCUCGGCGUACGUGUACCACCAGAAGAACAGCACCGUCGCCGACCAGACCCUGCCCUUCCUCUUCAACGGCAACCAGCUACAGAAGAUUUCCGUCGCAGCGACCAAGAAGAUUCUGACAAAGGGCCAGCACUACACCCUCUCCGGGCAGAACAUCACAUUCAAAUCCGCCUUCCUCAGCACAAUCCUGACCCCAACCGCUCCCACAGGCGGUCUCGCAAAUCUGACGCUGGAAUUCAACCGCGGCGCCAAGCUGAACGUCGAAGUCAUGCGCUACGACACCCCCGUUCUCGGACGCACGUCGUCGCAGCUGCCCGCCACGUCGUCGGACCUGUCCAUCCCCGUCGCAUGGGCGGGCCAGAACCGACCUGCGACUAUCAAGGCGGUGCGCGCCGACGGCACGUAUCUUUUCGACAGCUGGACGACGGUGCUGGGGCCGCUGCAGCAGGGCCGCAUGACGUACGGCACGUGGGACUGGGAUGCGGACAAUGUCAUCCUCAGGGCGUCGGUGCUGGAUGCUGUCAGGGCCGCGGGACAGACGACUACGUUUACCAUUGAGUUUUAUCCCAGAGAGCCGGGGAAUGCGGCCGAGUACACCAUUACCGUCUAA
Molecule: messenger RNA, 1752 nt
Organism: Didymella exigua CBS 183.55
Lineage: Eukaryota; Fungi; Ascomycota; Dothideomycetes; Pleosporales; Didymellaceae
Product: glycoside hydrolase family 5 protein
Exons: 4
Coding region: 1-1752 (583 amino acids)
Biological process (GO): glucan catabolic process
Cellular component (GO): extracellular region; cell surface
Molecular function (GO): beta-glucosidase activity
Source: RefSeq, a predicted model, not a curated record